CGCAGUCGCCUUUCUGUUUCCCAGCACGUCGAUCGUGAAGGUCCUUCAUCGGAUCACAAUGUCAGGGAUCCGUUACUUCUGCAUCCUUCUGACAACACCCAUCCCACCAUGUCUGACAAUCCCAGUGUUAGCGCUGAUCAAGUACCGUCCGCAGAACCUGCUUCGCAGGUACUUUCGUCCAAUGAUGUUGGACAAUCAAUUCCGGUGGUUGCACAGGUUCAGGCUACCACUCCUGCCGUGCAGGAAGGCGCUGGUCCCAAAUCGGUUGACGAUGAACUUAGGGAUUCCCGCGAUGCUGCGGAAGGCAUGAAACUGCUCGGGGAACGUGCGACUUCUGCGGUGUCCACCGCCAACAAUGCCCCAGCAGGUCUCGCUGCCGCAGACGAUUUUCAGACGACAUAUCUACA
Molecule: messenger RNA, 407 nt
Organism: Suillus paluster
Lineage: Eukaryota; Fungi; Basidiomycota; Agaricomycetes; Boletales; Suillaceae
Exons: 2
Coding region: 59-310 (83 amino acids)
Source: RefSeq, a predicted model, not a curated record